Triticum dicoccoides is the source of this 572-nucleotide messenger RNA. RefSeq lists its product as uncharacterized. The record is from RefSeq and is a predicted model, not a curated record. Bases 159 to 509 code for a protein of 116 amino acids. NCBI's taxonomy places the organism in Eukaryota, Viridiplantae, Streptophyta, Magnoliopsida, Poales, Poaceae. The transcript has 2 exons.
CCUGCCGACCAACCCGAGUGCCACUGACGCGAAAACAGAGUCGAUUUCGAAGCGCCGCCGCCCUUGCUCUGCUCCGCCGGCGCUCUCCUCCCCCUCACUCCGCCGCGUGGCGCACCGAAGCGAGGCCGGAAGCCAAGAUCCGGCGACCACGCGCCGCGAUGCAGCAGCAGCCGGCCUUCCUCGCCAUCGGGGGGCGCGACGAGUAUGAGUACGCGAGGCUGGAAACGCUCUUGAUGCAGGGAGGGUCCGCCUCGGUGGGAGCACCUCGCUUCAAUGGCACAGACUACGAAUCAUGGCGGUUCAGAAUGAAGCUCCACUUGGGGAACUUUCACUCUCGUGUGCGGAGCAUUGUGGAAACCGGUCUCUCCUCUUGUGUGGAUGAAGCGAACCCGACGGCCCCCGAGCUGAGGAACAUCCACUACAACGCCCAGGCCAUGAACGCCAUAUACUGCGCCCUCAGUGAUGAUCAGCUCUACCGGAUCUGGCACCUUGAUACUGUUAAAUUAUGAUCUAAAUUCUAGUACCGUAUUGGACUAGACGUAGUACAUACGGUGUGGGCCUUUGCGUUGACG